AUGUCAGAAAAGAGACCCGUCAAGCGACUUGUGGUGUUGGUAGACGGAGUUGAAGCUCGGGAAACCAAGAAGGAAGCGAACCCGUCAACAAUUCAGAGGAUCAAUCAAUUAGUACACGAUGGGCUGGUUGAGUCGAACGGAGUUCCCGUUGCGCAGAUUCCCAGGUAUUAUGUUGCACCCAGCAAUGCUGUCAAGCUGAGCGAUAUGUUCCGAUCACGGAGCACGACAAGCGAUGAAUCGACAAACCUCAUCAAGACCAUUGUUAGGGACAUCUGUCUCACGCUUGAGCGGCCAGAAGAUGAGCUCUGGCUUUACGGUUCUGGACACGGAGCCUUCAUCGCUCGCGCAGUUGCUGGCAUCGUGCAUCGAAUGGGCCUGCCGACAACGCAAGGUUUCGAUGAUUUGUUUGAUACAUCUCUUGGGCUGAUCAAGGCUCAACUUGAGGAUGAUUUCAAGCGAGGCCCCGUACUACUACAGAAGAUCAAAAGUGAAGCGCAAGAUCCUCCUCGGAUACCCUUUGUUGGUCUCUUCGACACCAUCGUUCAUAGUUCAAAGACAUCUUACGACAUCUCGUUCAACCCUUCAAUCGAAACUCUUCGCCAUGCGCUGGCCAUAAAUGAGAACAGGUCCAGCAAGACACCAGAAGUGGUCAACAUUCCUGACGAUGCGGACAUGACACAUCGGUCACUUAUCCAAGCAUGGUUUCUCGGUACACACGAAGACAUGAUCGGUGGAACGGCUCACGACGGCCUUUCACUCUACCCACUACAGUGGAUGGUUCUGGAGAGUAUCUACUCUGGCCUCCGUGUCAACAAUAUGGGCGACUCAAAAGCCAGCGACAAUCCCAUGUCUUUGAUAUUCCCGCAGUAUGCUGGCAACCUUCCGCCCUUGGACGGAUCAGAAGAGAUCGAAUGGCGGCUCCAAUACACAAAUGGCCUUCGAACAAGCAUGUUUGACCUUCAGAGUAUGCACGCAAAGAAAUCGGCGGGCGGCGUGGAGACUCACUCCAUCAAACUUGACACGGAUUGUUACAAACAUGCUGCCAGCCGGAAAGUGUUUGCUGCAGAUGGAAGCUUGAAAGGAUGGUGUGACGUUGGACCGUAUGGAAACAUGAUCCAUCCCUCCCUAUUCUGUAUUCUCGAUAGAUACCCCCGAUACAACGAUCUGAAGAAUUUCCAACCCCUCAAGAAGCCAAUCUCAGACUUUCAGGAUUCUUACCUCGUUGUCACAGAGGAUGGGUUGGCUCCAUGGCUUCAAGGGAUGCAGCUCGAAGCAAGCGGCGUCAAAGCCUUUCGAAUUCUAGUAUGCGGCAAGACGGGCGUUGGAAAAUCGACAUUGAUCAACAAGGUCUUCGGUGUUGAGAUGACCGACGAGUCUCUUUCAUAUGAUCAGGGAGUUCAUGACAUCAACGUCGCCUUUGAAUCCCCAAAGCAUCCCGGACUCUUGAUUCAUGACUCAAGGGGCUGGCAGGCCGGUAGUGAUACCGAGCUUGAGUUGAUCGCAAAGUUCCUUCGGCACCGAGCGUUCCAAGAAGAUCCCGCCGAAGCUCUUCAUGUCAUUUGGUUCUGCGUUGACGCCGAUGUCGCACGUAUCGAAGAAGCCGACAAGCGAACCUUUGCCACAAUUGCCCAAUACUCACACCAAGUCCCCGUUUUCGUCGUUGGUACAAAGAAGGAUAAACUCACUGGCUAUCGAAAAAUGCAAUACUUGGAAGAGCUCAUGGAGAAGACAGACGACUACAGAGAAGCCAAGCGACUUGCUGAAAUGAAAGCCAAUGCUGUUGCCGAGGAACAGUUCGCCGAGCUGAGGAACCAGCUUUCGCAGAUUGAGCACUACAAAGCUGACGGCUUCUGCUGCCUUUCAAAGAAUGAUGACGCCGGUGUCAAAGAUCUACUCUCACAAACCCUCGGCCUUAUCGUCGACGAACGCGUACGUCUCUUCUGUGUUGCCGCUCAAGUCGUUGAUGUUGAACAGAAGAUCAACUCAGCGAUAACAGAGUGUAUGAGACUAGGAACCCAUGCAAUCCGCACUGCCGCCGUUCCUCUCCCUUGCACAGGCUUGGUCGGAACCCCGACUGUCUCGCGCCUCAUCUGCGAGCAUGUACUUCAAUGCUUCGGCUUUCCCAAAGCUGCGCCCGCAGAGAUCGAGCAGAUCAUGUCGGAUAUCGUCAUGAGCAACUUUAAGCAGUACCUCCGAGUUUCUCUGUCGCAGUUUGCGGCUGUUAGUGCUAUCUCGAUUGGUGCUGCGGUGCCGACUAUGGGAAUUGGCAUCAUUGUUGGUGCGGCGGGCUGUCUUUUGGGACUUCCUCCUACAGCUCGGAUGCUGCUCAAAUGCUCAUGCGAUAUGAUUCUUAUUCUAGAAAGGUCGUUUCGCUACGACGGAAAAUAUGUUUCCAUCAAGCAGAUCGAAGAUGCAGCCAAGUACUACUCGAAAACGACAAUCACGACGUUCAAUGGAAAGGAGAAGCGGUUGCAGCAGCAAGUCCACGAUGAACUGGACCAGCUUAUCCCACUGAAGAAGGUCAACAUUGGCUUCAAGUUUAACAAGCUGAGAUCAUCUGUCGAAGAGAUCAUCUAUAGCAAUCGUUUUGGCAACCCUCCCGACUACACUUCCCUCCGAAGCCCCUCCAGCGUCGGUCUCGACCUACAGCCAGGAGGGCCUGUCGAGAUGGAUGCCGCGCCUACUAUCUCAGAGUUGCCUGGCGACGCAGUCGACUACUCGCAGUUAUCGAAGUCGGACGAGAAGUCUGAUCAGCUACAACUUCUUGAGCUUGAUUCAACCGAGGUCGGCUCAAAAGAAGGACAUGUUUCGAUGGCAUCGAAUACUUCAGGAACAACCACACAAAUUGGCCCUUCACUUGCAAACAAACUUGUCGAGCUUCACGUUCAACCGCCUGAACUCGAGGGCAACGCGCCGGGUGAUGUGAGACAAGAUUCUUUGGAAAUACCGCCAACGGCGACGAGGAGUAAAUCUGACCCCUCUGGGUCGAAAUGGUCCAAUAAACUGUCAUCGUGGAAGUUGAGUCGGAAGUCGAAGACACUGAAGCAAUGA
Molecule: messenger RNA, 3051 nt
Organism: Fusarium subglutinans
Lineage: Eukaryota; Fungi; Ascomycota; Sordariomycetes; Hypocreales; Nectriaceae
Exons: 5
Coding region: 1-3051 (1016 amino acids)
Molecular function (GO): GTP binding
Source: RefSeq, a predicted model, not a curated record